CCCAUCGCACGACUGGGCCUGCUCAGUAGCAGUGUAGCAGGCCCCUGUCCCCGAUGUCGAAACGCCUUCUCCUCUGCUUGCUGAUCGAUUAUGACAAGCCGAUGCCGUGAGAGCCCGCCGGAGAGGAGCCCAAGCCCGCCCAGACGAGGCCCCGUCCAGUCCGCCCAUCGAGAGGAUCUGGCCGCGGCCUCGGGCGACAAGCGCUGGAGCGCCGAGGAGCUGCAGUUGAGUGGCGCGCUGCUACCAGGAGAGACUUGGGGAGACCAUAUUGAUAGGAUAGACCCAUUGGAAGCAGAAGAGGGGAGAUCUUCUAAAAAUGAAGGAAACAUCCAAUCAGCUGAGGUUGAUAACAGGCCGCACUUCAGGUCUGAGCCCGAUGCCUGUCCGCCGCACCGACUGAGGGACCUUCCUCGGGACGACUCGCCUUGUGGCGCCGAGGAACAACCAGCCCCACCCCGGCUGGAGGUUCCCGAGGAGGUUCUCAGGAAGAUCAACACCGCCAGAAACGCCGUGGAUAAAAUCUUGGAACACAAGGCCCAGGCUACCCUAUACUUACAGGAUCUUGAAGACCAUCGACGCCUGGGAAGCGUACCGGAGCACCUGCGGCCCAAGACCGUCUCCAACACCGCGUUGGAGGCCGGUCUGUUCGGGCUACAGGACAAGUGGGAACGGUUCCAUCAAGACCUGGCCGUGAAGCUGAGAGAUGCUCAGAUAGAUCACUACCACACGCUCAUCGGACGUGCUGAGGACCGCAUCCUCGGCAUAAAAGUUGAGCUGGUACAAGAGCUGAGUGAGUUUGUACGAGACCCGGUUUUGCGGGAAGACUCCGUGAAACUGGCCUACAUCAAGCUGGACAACAUCGUCCACAAGCCGCGCAAACCCAAGCCGGCUUCCCCACAGGUCACCCGCAAAGUGAAGUCCGCUAACACCACCCCGCGGAACUCUCCCCAGAUGGCGAGGAAGAACACCCCCCGCCAGUCCGACGCCACCCCGCCCGCCUCUCCACUCCUCCCCCGGCGCACCAUGUCCCCCCUCCCCCCGAUGUCCCCCCCCCCCUCCCCCCGAUGCCCGGUAGGAGCCCUGCAUGUUUCCGUUCUCAGAACGACGAGGCCUCACCAUCCCCAGGGCACGUGCGUCCCCCGAGGGGAGCCCGACGAUUACCCGUCGCCCCUCCCCCGAAGCCGGGAUGUCCCCACCCCCACGGGGUGGUCCCUGGGGGCUGAUGCAGCAAGUCGCCGCGCGCGCCCGUCCCAGGGUUAGCCCUGGCCACCUACAGUUCCUUCCCUUCAACAUGUUCUAAAAAUAGUUCAAAUUCAAAACACAGUCAUAACAUCUUCUCCAAAAGCGUUUCGACGAGCAGCUUUCCCGCACCCCUUCCCCUUUUCUUUCCCUCCCCCAACCCUUUUCCCCACAAUAGGUAACGAUAGUGUUGAGUAGCCACCUGCUAGGGUGACGGACGUUGGCCCACGGGUGGGGCCGUCCCUUCCCCGGGGGUCGGUCGGGGUGGGGCGGUGGCCGGUAGCGUCCGGCGGGCCCCCGGAGAACACGCUCGACGGGAGCCCGUACGGGCACAACAGACGGUCUCUGGAGGUACGGAGCAUGCGUUUGGGCAUGCGCAGACGUAUUCAUGGAAGGACACACACGAGUGAAGAUUUGAGGGGCCGAUGCGCCCCCAAAAGUCAGCAAGAUAUCAUUCUUGGAAAAGAGAAAGAAAUGGAAGGCGUCAUUAUCCAGCGUUACAGUCCGCGUGGACACUGUGUGAGGCACAUAUCGGAGGUACUGUCAGUUUAGCUUGGACAGCGAGAUUUGGGAACGAGAGGUUUUCAGUACGAGUUCGAAUCUAGUCACGUGACAUCGUAACUGUCGACGUCUCCAGCCGACUAUCCUGGGAACGAGACCUAGGCGAGCCUAGGCUGGACAGGGCUGUUCCAAGCCUCGAGAGAAAAAAAUUGUGUGUACGGAAAAAAUAAGGAUUGAGUUCGCGCGGACAACGUUAGGAUACGUUGAGUCCGAUAUAUGCUGCACACAAAAGGGCUGUGUCAGCCUGUAUAUAAGGUGCAUUUCGUACCGAGCUGUUUUGCAACAGCUAAAACCAUUGCGUAGGUGAAAAAAUUGAUAGUGCAAUACAGAGAGCCUAUAGACUUGGGGCGACGAGGAGUUGGCAGAACUACUGACAAAAAAAUGCGUUUUUGGAGUGAGAGUAAUUUUUACUAUGGAGAACGAGGGCCCCACCCGUAAAUUUAUAUGACAGCUAUGUGAUCACAUAUCUGAUAUAUAUCGUACUUUUGCCAUCCACGCCUGUUUUAUACGCGGUUGUAUAAUUCCUACGAGCCGGUCCGUUACCUUUAGCUGUUUACAAAAAAGAAAAUAAAUCCCAUCUUUAGAACCAUA
This is a messenger RNA of Branchiostoma floridae (Florida lancelet), 2391 nucleotides long. RefSeq lists its product as uncharacterized. NCBI's taxonomy places the organism in Eukaryota, Metazoa, Chordata, Leptocardii, Amphioxiformes, Branchiostomatidae. The transcript has 4 exons. The coding region runs from base 91 to 1260 and encodes 389 amino acids. The record is from RefSeq and is a predicted model, not a curated record.